AGACAUGGGGAAUAGAAAUGGGUAUGAAGCAGCAAAUACGUUACUGAUCCAUGCGAUGUCAAAAGAUGCGCGACAUGGAGCAACAUGCAGUACGAGCAAAAUGCGAGAAAAUACGGAUUCGGAGGCUUUUUUCGAAAAAUAUACGUUAUCGGAAGAAACCAUGGCGAGACUCGAAUCUAUCAGAGAAACGAUGAAAGAUAAACUUGCUCAAGCCAAUCCGCUGUGGGAAGUGAUAGCUGGACAGAAUGAAGAAAAAUGCUCAGAAAGCGAAGAGAGUGACGAUAAUGAUAAACCAGAUGAUAAUGAAUCUCAAAAAAUGAGUGACCAAUCAAUAGCACCAUUGUCAACUCAAUUUUAUUUCACACAAUCUGAAAGAAUUCCAGAACUAACAAGAUCUGAAGAUAUCCCUUUGCCACAGAUGCAGGAUAUUUUGGAAUGUUCUUGUGAGAAUUUAGAACGAAAUAAUGGCAGGCUAGACUUUACCCAGUUGGAAAACUUAUCCAAUGAAGAUCUAGUUUCAUUAGUGGAUGAAAUGAGAAAAAAAUUAAGUCACAAAGGUGUCUAUAAUUUGUGUCAAUCCAUAAAUGAUAUGAUUCUUGAGCAAAAAAUGAAGUAUCUCAAUAUAUUUUGCACGCAUCUGUUGCUCCCAAAGAUACUUGAACUUGAGGAACCAUCCCGUUUACUGUCAUCUGCAAUUGUUGAAUGCAUUAAAAUAUUUCCUGAUGAGAUACAGCAGUUUAUAUUUAUCCCUAUUCUCAACACUGAAUUAAAAGAUACAACAUUGAUUAUUACUCUUGUGAACACAUUUGAACAGCAAAGAAAGACAAUGCUCUUAGAAGACUUUCUUGUACAUGUCAAGGAAUUGAAAUUGUGGCACAUAUCUGUAUUGCAAAAUUUUUUAUCUAUAAGACUGGACCACAACAUGCUUGACAAAAUUAUAAAAUUAUUUUCGGGAAAGGCACUUUAUUUUUCAAAAGAUAAAAACUUUGGAAAGCUUGUAUUAUCCUUCUUAAAAAUUAAUACAACAUUAUCAAAAGAUCAGAAAAAUUUAAUGAUCGAAGUCGCUGCCGUCAAUGAAACGUUAUUCAAAAAACCUAUAGAAAAUAUUUUAAGGAAUAUGUAAUUAGAAAAAAAACAAAAAAGAAAAUAUUUUCUAG
Molecule: messenger RNA, 1157 nt
Organism: Pogonomyrmex barbatus (red harvester ant)
Lineage: Eukaryota; Metazoa; Arthropoda; Insecta; Hymenoptera; Formicidae
Biological process (GO): interstrand cross-link repair
Cellular component (GO): Fanconi anaemia nuclear complex
Source: RefSeq, a predicted model, not a curated record